AUGCACCAACAAAUUAUCGACAACGCUUUGGGAGCUGUCGGCAACACUCCCUUAGUACGCUUAGACAAGAUAGCCGCUCAGCUUGGCCUGAAAUGCAAUCUGCUCGCCAAGCUCGAGUGCCUCAACGUCGGGGGGAGUAUCAAGGACAGAAUAGCCAAAGCCAUGAUCGAGGCGGCAGAAAGAGAGGGCAAGUUGAAUAAAGACAGUGUAAUUAUCGAGCCAACGUCGGGUAAUACCGGGAUUGGGAUCGCCAUGGCUAGCGCAAUAAAAGUGAAAAUAGUCUUCUUCUACAUGAAACAGUUGCUGAAUACUACAGCCAAGGGGUACCGAUGUAUUAUAACCUUACCCGACAAAAUGUCAGUGGAGAAAGAAGCUGCACUCCGAGCGCUGGGCGCUGAGGUUGUCCGUACACCAACAAGUGCAGCCUGGGAUAGCCCUGAGAGUCACAUAGGCAUCGCUAAGAAGUUGGAGAAAGCCAUUCCCGGCGGCAUUAUUCUGGACCAAUAUCGCAACAAGAACAACCCGCUUAUCCAUGAGCUGUCUACUGGGCCAGAAAUAAUCGAGGCGAUCGUUUCGACUCCCUCAACUCCGGAACGACCUUCAUCUGGUAAAGUUGACGUGGUUAUCUGUGGCGCUGGGACUGGUGGAACUAUAACUGGUAUCUCACGUGCAGUCAAGAAGACUCACAACAAGGAUUGCAUCGUGGUUGGUGUUGACCCGAAAGGAAGUAUCCUUGCGGUACCUGAAGCACUGAACGAGGAGGAUAAUGGAAAAGCCUACAUUGUUGAAGGAAUUGGCUACGACUUCAUUCCUGACGUCCUCGUUCGGGAUGAAGUGGACUCGUGGGUCAAGACCGGGGACGACGAAUCAUUUGCUGCCGUCAGAAGUUUAAUGAGGAAUGAGGGUCUCCUUGUGGGGGGGAGCAGUGGCAGUGCCCUUUGCGGUGCGGAGAAGUGGUUUGCGACAUCGAUUGGUCAGAAAGUUGGGCAAACAGAAGGCAUGAAUGUCGUUCUCCUGCUUGCCGACGGAAUCCGCAACUAUAUGAGCAAGCCAUGGUUCCUGGAUAUGGCUUUGCAUGCAGAGCCCUCCGACCUUUCCAAAAGCAUCGCAGACGUUUUGAAGCCAUAG
Mycena indigotica is the source of this 1128-nucleotide messenger RNA. Its product is annotated as Serine/threonine-protein kinase Tel1. Lineage: Eukaryota; Fungi; Basidiomycota; Agaricomycetes; Agaricales; Mycenaceae. Gene Ontology annotation, cellular component: cytoplasm. Gene Ontology annotation, molecular function: cysteine synthase activity; cystathionine beta-synthase activity. The record is from RefSeq and is a predicted model, not a curated record. The transcript is spliced from 5 exons. The coding region runs from base 1 to 1128 and encodes 375 amino acids.